GUGAGCGCGUCGCCGUAGCCCGAUCGAAAGCGGGGCCGGUUCUGACCCCAUUGGCUGCUGCCUCCAGCGCGUCCAGACGGAGACGGGGACGCUCAUCAUCGCAAGACGUCCUGACAGCAGCUGUGUUCUCUCCGGCCAUGGCUGUUUCAGCGGCAACCAACGGCUCAUCUACAAUGACCCCCUCCGUGGAUGGUGGCUCAGGAAAGGCCCAUGACUCUGGGAACCCGGAGUACCUGGCGUUCGUGCUGGUGCCGGUCUUCUUCCUGCUGGGUCUCCUGGGGGUUCUGAUCUGUCACAUCCUGAAGCAGAAGGGGUAUCGCUGCACCACGGACGCCGAGGACGACGAGGACGAGUGCGUGGCGGACGAGAAGGACGCAGAGUGCGCUGCGGAGCUGAACGACACCUUCAGUGACAGCAACAGCGACACAGUGGGUCAGAUCGUCCACUUCAUCAUGAAGAAUGAAGCUAACUCGGAUGCACUGAAAGCCAUGGUGCAUGACAACAGUGUGGAUUCUGAAGGGCCCACCACCCCGAACUCGCCCACCUCGCCCACCACGCCCUUCUCACCCACGCCCCCCAUCACCCCGGUGUCGCCGGGGGCGCCGGCGGGCGCGGCCAAGCACACCUGCAGCCACCUGCACACGAUCGGGGGCGUGGGCGGGCACAAGAACAUCUGCAACCGCUGCAGCCAGAAGAAGUGGCCCCUGAUGAGGCAGGGGAGUCGGGCCCGGGGGGCCGACCGCCGCAGUCACCCCGGAGAGGUCACUGUGCUGUCGGUGGGCAGAUUCCGAGUGACGAAAUGUGACCCCAAACCGGCGAAGGAGAGGCGGACGCUGAUCAUAACGGAGGCCAAUGGCUCGGUGCCGUCAUCUCCCGUGGAGAGGGAACCCCGCAGCAGAACGGGCUCUGAGCGGGAGGAAAAAAAGGAGAGCGCAAAGUGACAGACGUAGAGAGGAGAGAAGCUUCCUGUGCAGAGACGCGGAGGCCCCAGCUGUGUCUGUGCCCUCACAGGGAAGUGGAAGGAAGAAUUUCGGAUUUUAACCCCAAAAAUUAGCGAUAGAGUGAUGUCAUCAUCGGUGAUCAGAGCCUACGAGCAGAGGCCUUGGGGCUCGCCUUAGUGGGUGAGCACAAGGAUGAGGAAGAGGAUGAGGAUGAUGAUGAAGGUCGGAGGCCCCUCCACACAAGUGCAUCCCCUCCACUGACAACACACCAACUUCCUGUCACAAAAGGGAAGGGUGAAGGACCAGGACAAUUUCACUGGUCAGACUGCUGGUCAUACACCACAGUCACACACACACACACACACACACACACACACACACACACACACAGAUGCAGUGUUCAUACCAACAAUUGUGGCCAGUGUGGCUCAAGCAGGCUGAUGUUUAAUGACUUCCGUAGGUAUGCAUGGAGUAACUGUGCAGAGGGCUCUGUUUAUAAGCCUUGGUUUUUUUUUAUUAUUUUUUUAAAAAAUUGCAAUAUUGCAACCAGAAGAAGGGAGUGGACCAGGAACGCUCAUGCAGAGCGGUUGAGCGGUCGAGCACUCAGUGAAACACGACCGCGGUCACAGGGGGCAGUUGCGUGGUGCUUGCGUGAGGGGCUAGUUCGACCACUGUGCUAAACACGGUCAUUCAGAAAGCUGAACAAUGUGCCUAGUGUUUCAAAUCCUCUUACCGUACAAUCUCUGCAGAAUCGUAAUGUCUUAACUCGCCAAAGAAAUGCAUGGAUUUUCAGCUGUUUCCUCCUCCAAAUAUCUAAACAUUUUUUUUCCUCUUACUGAAUUUUGAAUGGCUGCCAAAGAACAGGAUUAAUUUAAUUAGGAAAAAAAACAACAAAGUAACAUUUUAAAUAGACAAUGUUUCAAAUGGCUGUGAGAAGCUAAUUUUUUUUAGUCAUUAAAAAUGAAGUCCAUAGAGGCCAUAAACUCUAACAGCAGGUGAGACGUAUACCUCCUACAGAAUUUGUAUAUAAUACAGUCUUCAUAAGUCUCUUCUGAUGUGUGCAGAACUGUAGAAGCAUCCUGGCUCUGGUCAGUGCUUCCCCAAGUUUAUGCCAUGCUUACACUUAUUCAUCAGUGUAGUGUAAAAUAAGCCUCAGGCGGACGGCCUUGCAGUGAAACCAAAGAACUCUGAACCAGUGCUGGAUCUCAGUGGGUUUCUCCACUCGUACACCUUCCACCACCCACAGGAAUGUAGAUCUCUUCUGGAGGUCACACGGUAUUGCUGUUUUACCCGUUUCUUUGAACUUUACCCUUCUGCCUGUUUUUUUUUUUUUUUUUUUGGACUGACUGACUGAAAGUUGUAUGUCAAUUCUUCAGACUCUGUACUA
This is a messenger RNA of Megalops cyprinoides (Indo-Pacific tarpon), 2328 nucleotides long. RefSeq names its product RELT like 1 (gene rell1). Lineage: Eukaryota; Metazoa; Chordata; Actinopteri; Elopiformes; Megalopidae. The coding region runs from base 138 to 941 and encodes 267 amino acids. Gene Ontology annotation, biological process: positive regulation of p38MAPK cascade. Gene Ontology annotation, cellular component: plasma membrane. The record is from RefSeq and is a predicted model, not a curated record. The transcript has 8 exons.